This is a messenger RNA of Callorhinchus milii (elephant shark), 3193 nucleotides long. Its product is annotated as nuclear receptor subfamily 2, group C, member 1. Gene Ontology annotation, molecular function: nuclear receptor activity; zinc ion binding; RNA polymerase II cis-regulatory region sequence-specific DNA binding. The coding region runs from base 356 to 2377 and encodes 673 amino acids. Lineage: Eukaryota; Metazoa; Chordata; Chondrichthyes; Chimaeriformes; Callorhinchidae. Gene Ontology annotation, biological process: negative regulation of transcription by RNA polymerase II; anatomical structure development; cell differentiation. The record is from RefSeq and is a predicted model, not a curated record. The transcript is spliced from 17 exons.
GCUGAGCGGCGAGAGCGAGCGAGAGGGGGAGGGACGGGGUCACGAACUCUGACGCGCGUGAGGUAAAGAGAGCCGCGGCGGCGGCGGCGGGAGGCGCGAGGCCAACGGCUCGGCGUUCCAUUCGCGUUCAAAUCCUAACGGUCAGAAAGUUCUCAAGAAUAACCAGAAUGGCAAAGUACAUGGAAGAGGGGGCACAACAGAUUGCUGAGCGACAAAGGAAAGAGGGAUGCUGAAAAAACAGCAAACAAUCCUAUAUCAUCAGUAUCGCGUUUGAGUAAAUAGCAUUUGUACGUCAGUGAAAGCUGCUUGAGAGCAUUGUGAGGACAAGUAGAAGGUUCAUAUACAUCAGGUGUCUAUGGCUGGAAGUCCAACGCUGUCCUUGGCUGAACAAGCACAAGUAAAGCUGAUCACAGUUACCGAUGAUUUAGUGCAGCAGCUCGCUGAACAGCAGGCCUCCCAUUGUCACGGGACAUUAUCUACUGUAGCUCCAGGAACUGUGAUAGGAAGACCAAUGAUGACCAAUCCCCUACAGAGGAUUCAGAUUGUUCCUGCCGACUCUGGUGUCACUGAAGCACAGCGCAUUCAGAUUGUUACAGAUCAGCAAACUGGCCAGAAAAUUCAGAUAGUCACAUCGAUGGACCAGGGGGCGACCAAACAGUUUUUCAUAACGAAUUCUGACAGCUCCACAUCGAAUAAGGUGAUUCUAGCCAGACCCGAUUGUGGACAAGGGAAAGUCAUCCUAGCAGCACCUGAUUCAGCUGGGCUCAACCAGCUUAUUUUUACAUCUCCUGAUGGCUCUGCACAACAUAUACAGAUUGUAACAGAUGCUACUUCAGCAGAGCAAAGCCCAGUGAAACCAGCACUAGAGCUUUGUGUGGUGUGUGGGGACAGGGCUUCAGGACGUCACUAUGGGGCAGUGAGCUGUGAAGGUUGCAAAGGAUUCUUUAAAAGAAGUAUAAGGAAGAACUUGGUAUAUGUGUGCAGGGGAUCAAAGGAUUGCGUCAUUAACAAACACCACAGAAACCGCUGCCAGUACUGUCGACUUCAGAGGUGCUUGGUUUUGGGAAUGAAACAGGAUUCUGUUCAAUGUGAACGAAAGCCAGUAGAAGUUUCCCGGGAAAAAUCUGCAAACUGCGCGGCUUCAACUGAAAAGAUUUACAUCAGGAAGGACCUGCGAAGCCCUUUAGCAGCAACCCCCACCUUCGUAACAGACAAGGAAAGUGCAAGACCAGUGGGACUUUUGGAGUCAGGAAUGUUGGUGAAUAUACAGCAGCCACUAUUGGAGACCGAAAACACUAUGUUACUAUCGUCUGACAUCAAGCCCUAUUCGUUUCAGGUGGAAACGUGUCAAGGUGAUUUAAGUACGCUUGCAAAUGUGGUCACGUCACUAGCGACCCUGAGCAAAUCAAAGGACCUGUCCCAAAGCAGCGCCGAUCUAUCAGCUGUCGAGACCUUGAGUAAUGGAGACGCUUCUUUAUCAGAAAUGCAACAAGAUGAUCAGUCUGCGAGUGUCAUUACGAGAGCAUUUGAUACACUGGCCAAGGCACUAAAUCCAGUGGAUGGAUCAGCUGUUCAGAACUCUGCAGAUUGUAUGGAUACAUCAGGCACCAACAUACAGCUGAUUAGCGGGGAACCAGUCCUGCGUAUAGUAGAGAUUGAGGUGCCGAUCCUCAGUGAUGUGCAUGUUGCUUUCAAGCUAACCAUGCCAUCACCCAUGCCAGAAUACUUGAAUGUGCACUAUAUCUGUGAAUCGGCAAGCAGAUUAUUGUUUCUCUCUAUGCACUGGUCAAGGUCGAUUCCAGCCUUCCAGGCGCUCGGGUCAGAUAAUAACACAGCCUUGGUAAGAGCUUGUUGGAAUGAACUCUUCACACUCGGUCUGGCCCAGUGUUCCCAAGUGAUGAAUUUAUCCACCAUCCUCACAGCGAUUGUUAACCAUUUGCAAACAAGCCUUCAACAAGAUAAGUUGUCGGCGGACAGAGCGAAAAUAGUAAUGGAGCAUAUCUGGAAGCUGCAGGAGUUCUCCAACAGCAUGGCUAAGUUAUCUCUGGAUGGAUACGAAUAUGCAUACCUGAAGGCAAUCGUUCUGUUUAGCCCAGAUCACCCCGGACUAAUUAACGCUGCACAGAUUGAUAAAUUUCAAGAAAAGGCAUACAUGGAACUUCAGGAUUAUGAAGCGAAAUCAUAUCCAGAUGAUUCUUACAGGUUGUCUAGGCUCCUUCUCAGAUUGCCUGCUUUACGGCUUAUGAGUAGUGCCAUCACAGAAGAACUGUUCUUUGCAGGACUAAUAGGAAACGUUCAGAUCGACAGUAUAAUCCCCUAUAUAUUGCGAAUGGAAACAGCGGAAUACAACAGCCAGAUUACAGGCUCUGCAGUGUGAUCUCUCGCCUCAGCAAUAUCUCACGACCUGCGCAAAUCUUGUUCAUCGUGGCUUUGUGAGGGACGAGCAACAAGUUGUUAUCUGAACACAUCUACAAAAGAUAUGAUGAGGAAUAAUCCUUGCAAACGGAGAGGAGAAAACAAUUUGAGGAGAGAAGACUGAAUAUUUUUCAGUGACGAAUUGUGCUCAAGAACACUUUUGUAAUAAAAUAGUGACUAUGAAAGAACCUUUCCUUUUUCUAAUUGUUCUGUUAGGACUGCACACGUUUUUUUUGCAGAGCAGAUGUGUGUGAUUUGGUAUGGACAAAGCCUGUUCUCGGUUUGUGUAUACCUGAUAUUUUUUUAUUAAUCUGUAGCAGACUGUGUUGGAGUAAAAUAGUCUUGAAAAAAAUUGGGCUGGUUUAAAGAUACAACAGUUGACAUAUUGGUUAAAGCACUGAUUUGCAUGUCGGUGAGACUCUGUACACAGUAUAGCAUUUAGAUGUGGUUUUGCAUAUUAUUAUUUUGGGGCAAGUACUGGGCAUUGGUGUUCACUGACAAAUUACUUCAUAUUUGUUUAACAAACGCCUGCCGACUCAUUGCGUUUAGCAACUGAUUUAAUUUGACGGAAUUAUCUGACUGUCCAGUGUCAUGGGACGUCCUCCCGACGUGAAAGGUGCUGUAUAAAUGCUGUAUAUAUCAUUUGUUCUUAAGGCACGGUCUGUAUGUUCUGCUUUUACAAAGCACGAACAUAGGAAGAGCAGAUCGGGUGGCGAACCUUGUUUUAGUCGCUCCCACCCCAGAGUAUAAUAGUAAUAAUACCUGCAUUUGAUAUAGC